This is a messenger RNA of Oncorhynchus gorbuscha (pink salmon), 2854 nucleotides long. RefSeq lists its product as uncharacterized. The record is from RefSeq and is a predicted model, not a curated record. Gene Ontology annotation, cellular component: SNARE complex; plasma membrane. Lineage: Eukaryota; Metazoa; Chordata; Actinopteri; Salmoniformes; Salmonidae. Bases 150 to 527 code for a protein of 125 amino acids. The transcript has 3 exons. Gene Ontology annotation, molecular function: syntaxin-1 binding; SNAP receptor activity. Gene Ontology annotation, biological process: vesicle fusion; SNARE complex assembly; vesicle-mediated transport.
UACAUGUCCAAGUUCCAACUAGCACUUGAACGCGGCAUAAAUUCAGAAAGUCUUCACGCUCUCUCCCAACUAAAAUAGUUUCUCCUGGAUUUUGCACCGACUCGGAUAAAUUAUUUAUUCUCGGGAUAACAAUACGAUCGUGCAGAAACAUGCCUGACAAGAACAGUCAGCUGCGUCAGGCUCAGGAAGAGGCGGAGGAGGUGAAGGUCAUCAUGAUGGACAACAUGGAGAAGACCGAGGAACGCAAGGCGAAACUGCAGGACCUUGACAAAAGGGCUGAGGAACUGAAGUUAAAAAGCAAGUCCUUCCACAAGACCUCAAUGAAGGUGAAGGAGCAGAAGAAAUGUGACAACAUCAAGGCCAAAUGGAAGCUCAUUGCUGUUGUUGCAGCCUCGGCCAUAAUUGUCAUUCUCGUAGCUACCUUCAUGUUGGUCAACAGAUCAAACCCUGAAAACACACAUGAUAUAGGCAGUAUCCCAAUGAACGAAGGAGGCAUUACACCAACAACCAUUGGGCCUGGGAAGUAGGCUAUAGCCUAGAAUCAAUAGGGCUGAAGAGGAAACAAAUAGUGGGCACUACUUGAAGGAUACUAAUAUCGGUCAAAAGUAUUUUCUAGCUUCUGUUGUUGAUACUUUACUUGUCCUUGUACACCCUGGAGACUACUACAGAUCCAUCAGAGAAGAUAAAUAACUUAUUAGGUGCAAAACUUGUUAAAGAAUUGCAUUAUUCAGAAUCUUGUUGGGAUUACAAAUUAUCUGUAAACUAUUACAUCUGAUAAUAUUGAAAUCAGAAAAGACAUUAGGGGUGAUGAGAUAGAUUUGAUCUAUUUCCUUUCAACAGCAUUUAUAAUGCAUUACUGUACAUCUUGGGAUACAUAACUAAGGUUAACCUGAACAUAAAGUUGUAUUUUGUAGUUUAUUUGAAAAUACCAUCUUUUCAAAUACUCGUGGCAAUAAUUACCUUUGAUAUUCAAAUACAGGUCUCAGAAAAAAGAAAUCUGUAUUUUGAAUACGUCUUUCAGAAAAUACUGCAGAGAAAUAGCUAUUUUUUAAAGAAAAAUAUUUUAUGGUUGCCAAAUACUUUAUGAAAAACCAAAAACUACAACAGUUGCGUUGAAAUAUAAUGACCAUAAGCACAUCGUUUGGAGGGCUCCUAGAUAUGAAUCUUAAUAUAGCCUAGAAUUAGAAUUAAAUACAUGAAGGACAUGGAAUCCCCUCAACAUUAGAGUAGACCACUUUUGCAGCUUAAAAAUGACCAACAAAUAUACAGUAUUUUCAUAAUGAUUGAGACAAGGUAAUACAGUAACACUUUGACAUCAAGUUCUUAUACAUGUGUAGUAAUUUUGUGAUAAUAGCAACAUUGUUGUUACAUAGGACUUUGGAAAUUGCUUUAUAAUUGCACAAUGGAGUUAUUACACAAGUGGAAUAAGGACAGUCAUUAUUCCUCGUGUACAUGAGUUAAAAAUUCAGCUCAUUGCUAUGCAAUUAAAAUGCAAUUACCAAUUAUGUAACAUGCUAAUAAAAUGUUGAAGUUUUAUUACACAGGCACAAGAACAGUUGUUAAGUGGAAUGCUAAUGGUUACAACAUAUGGCUAUUAAGUGUCAAAAGGAAACUAAAUAUCUCAAAACUUAAAUAACAAUAGCCAAGAUAGGUGUAAAAUCAUGUUAGUUUGUUUUCUGAGUAAACUGACUCUUUAAAUAUGUUAUAGUGUGUGUUUGAAACAACACUUACCCACAGAUGGACAGAGUUACAUUGUUUUUGCUAAGCAUCCAACUUGCUGUUUGCAGAUGGCUUUGAAUUUCUCUGCAGUAAUUUCAGGUGUCAUAAAAUUAAUUGCAACUUUCUAUCUUUUCAGUGGCAUGUUGAGUCAGUCGAACAUCAACUGAUUUAUACUUAUCUUUACAAAAUAUCAUUGGUUUGACUUGAUUAUGUACCCCUAUGGCAAUGGACAUUUACAGAAUGUUCAGAUAUAAAUGUGUUGUGUAUAUCAAAUAUGACUGUCAAACAGAUUGGUAUAGUAUAGGAGAUUGUGUGCGAGCGCGCUAUUCAUUAUUUAUAUCUUCAACAUGCAGUUGCAGAUAGUUUGUUAGUUGAUGGCAGACAAUCCAAUAGUUUCUUCAAAAGUAGCCACUUCCUGAGAUCGGUAUUGAAAUAUAAAAAAAAAGGUACUUGCUUUAUCAGUUGCGUAUUGAAAUGGUUUUAGAAAAUAGUCAUUUUUGGGGAUCUGUAUUCAAAUACUUUGUCACCUCCAAAGUAACUAUUUGUUCCCCCUUAAAUGGUUACCUUCCACAAAGCAUAGUUAAAACUAAAGUUAUCCCAGAUCUGAACCUGAAUAACCUCACAUUUUCAAUGACACCAUUCAUUGUUUAUAUUUUACUGAAGGUACACCACCAUUUACUCUGUCAUUCUCGAAGGACUAGUUGAUAGACAUCACGUGUUGACAAAACAAGGCAUUCCAUUGUCAAGAUCAGGAUUUAACUGACAAUGUAAUUCCCUUUAAAAUUGGUCUGAGAGAUGUAUUUCAACAUGCAACACAAUUUUUAGAAAUGAGUGUAACGUCCCUCAAUGCUGAACAACUGAUUGAUAGUCACAUUAAAUAGGCAAUAGCAAAAAUGCCCUUGCUUGCUAAAUAACUGACGUUUGUAGUGUAAACACAAUGGGAUUAGGUUGUUGACAAUGACACCUUUUCAACCCUUUUAUAAACAGUCAACAGGAACUCCCCAAUAGCCAGCUGUGUCUAGUUCAUUGACCAGUUGAAUGGACAUUGAGUCAAAAAUAUGUUUUGUUAUCUUGCAAUUGCAUUAUUGAUUUAUUUUAUCCAGUAAAUUAAAGUUGAUUAAAAAAAGUACAUUAA